Messenger RNA from Gekko japonicus, 1821 nucleotides. It is a transcript of the gene KBTBD3, whose product is annotated as kelch repeat and BTB (POZ) domain containing 3. Bases 1 to 1821 code for a protein of 606 amino acids. The record is from RefSeq and is a predicted model, not a curated record. Gene Ontology annotation, molecular function: protein binding. Lineage: Eukaryota; Metazoa; Chordata; Lepidosauria; Squamata; Gekkonidae. The transcript has 2 exons.
AUGGCCAACCGAUAUGAUUCUGUUAGUGCUUGCAAUGGGAUCCCGACACCUGAAAAGAAAAUCAACUCCUUGGUAGCUGAAGGCCAUGGACAGGAAAUCUUAAAGGUCCUGCAAAGCUUCAGAGAUCAAAACAUCUUUUUCGACUUCAAAAUACUUGUGAAAGAUGAAAUAAUCCCAUGUCAUCGUUGUGUACUAGCGGCAAGCAGUGACUUUUUCAGGGCCAUGUUUGAAGUUAACAUGAAAGAAAGAGACAACGGGAGUGUUACUAUUAGUAAUUUAUCACCCACAGCAGUGACGGCUUUUCUAGAUUAUGCCUAUACUGGAAGGACGGAGAUAACAAAUGACAAUGUAGAAAUGUUCUUUCAACUCUCAUCCUUCCUCCAAGUUUCUCUUCUUUCCAAAGCUUGUAGUGACUUUCUAAUUAAGAGCAUUGAUCUUGUCAACUGCUUGCAGCUGUUGUCCAUAUCUGAAAGUUAUGGUUCCAUUCAGUUGUUCAACCAUGCACUAGGGUUUGCACAACGCCAUUUUUCCUUGCUGUUCCAAACAAACGAUUUCUUGGAAAUGAAUUUUGAGAUAUUGCAAAAAUGUCUAGAAGCUGAUGAGCUGAAUGUCCCAGAUGAGGAACACGUGUUGAAAGCUGUCCUUCAGUGGAUGAAGCAUAACUUAGAAAUGAGACAGAGGCACCUUCCCUUCUUGAUGAAAGCAGUAAAAUUACAUCAGUUGUCCGAGGAGGUGUUGCAGGACUUCUUGCACUCUGAAGAACAGCUGCUUGAAAGCACUGGCUGCCUAGCAGUUGUCAAGGAGGCAAUCAAAUGUGUGCAGACCUUCAGUGGGUUGUUUCCAGACGCUCGGCCAUCAACAACAGAGAAGUACAUACUGGUUCACAAAACUGAGGAAAAUGGUGUAUUUCGACAUACGUUUUGCUAUAAUAUUCAAACUGAUAAAUGGAAAGAAUUGAUGCAUGCACACAUAAUUGAUCUCCCAGGAUCAAGUUUAUCUAGUUAUGGUGAAAAAAUAUUUAUAACUGGGGGAUGCAAAGGGAAAUGCUGCCGGACGAUAAGACUUCAUAUUGGUGAAACGUUUCAUGAUGCCACCAACCAAACUUGGUAUUACUGUCCAGCAAGUGACAGCAUCUCAUUAGUAUCUCCUAUGAAAAAGCCAAGAACAAUGCACACAUCUGUCGUGACCCUAAAUCAGUUGUUUGUGAUAGGGGGAAAGACGAGGGCAUCUCAGGGAAUGAAAAGCCUUUUGGAUGUGGAAGCAUACAAUCCUCUCUCUAGAGAAUGGAAAUCUGUGAGUCCUUUACCAAGAGGCAUCUAUUACCCAGAAGCAAGUGCCUGUCAGAGUAUAAUUUAUGUACUUGGCUCUGAAGUAGAAAUUACUGAUGCUUUUAAUCCAUCUCUUGAUUGUUUCUUUAAGUAUAAUGCUGAAACUGAUCAGUGGUCUGAGCUGGUAGCAGAAUUCGGGCAAUUCUUUCAUGCAACGUUAAUCAAGGCGGUUCCAGUGAACUGCACGUUGUACAUCUGUGACCUUUCUACCUACAAAGUUUAUAGCUUUUGUCCAGAUACUUGUGUCUGGAAAGGGGAAGGCUCUUUCGAAUGUGCUGGUUUUAAUGCAGGAGCAGUUGGAAUAGAAGAUAAAAUUUACAUCCUUGGUGGCGAUUAUGCUCCCGAUGAAAUCACCGACGAAGUACAGGUCUACCACAGCAGUAGGUCUGAGUGGGAGGAAGUUUCACCCAUGCCAAGAGCUUUAACUGAAUUUUAUUGCCAGGUGAUUUGGUUUAAUAAAUAUAGGGACCCAUGGUCAUUUUCAGUAGAAUAA